AUGUCACAAACGAGCGGAGCUGCGCCAGACGACGUGGCCAGGUCUCGAAAGAGUCGCGCCAUCAACUCAGUCACCAAACAAGCGCAGGAAGUCCUCAAAGAAGAUUACGAAAAAGCCAGGAAUGUCGCGUUUGCUGCGCUCAAGAGUCGAGCAUACCUCUACCCGAUCAAGGGUGUCGUAUAUUUCCUCACCCACCGCUCACUAUGGAAGCCCUUCACCUCUUGCCUUCUGCCGUAUCUCACCCUCUCCGCCACCGUCAUCGGCAUCAUGUUUGCCUUCACCUACAUCCCGCAACUGGCCGUCCUCGUCUUUGUCAACAGUCCCUUUGCCGUCAUAUCGACGGUGCUUCUCGUCUUGAACGAGUCCUCAGCAAUAACAAACGUCGUCUCCCGCGUCUGGAUACUGCAUGACGCACUGCUUGAUACCUUUGACGGCACACUCGUCGCUCGUGACGCAACCGCCGUCGUCAGGGAAGGGCGUGAGAUUAAAGCAGGAAGCGAUCCUCUGCAGCGACUGGGAAAAGUACUAAAGAGCCCCCUGGUAAAGUUGGGACCAAAGGCCGUGGUUCGCUACCUCAUGUACCUACCCUUGAACUUCAUCCCUGUUGUGGGCACCGUCAUCUUCAUCCUUCUCCAGGGUCGCAACCGGGGCAAACUUGUUCACAGUCGCUACUUUCAACUCAAGAAGUGGUCGAGCUCUCAGCGCUCAGAUUGGCUUCAUAAGCACACUGGCCCAUACACAUCAGCGCCACCGGAGCCUGCCUCUCGCUUGCUAACUCCUCCCCUCAGCUUCGGCCUGGUGGCUACGCUCCUUGAGAUGAUCCCGCUCGCCUCCAUGUUUUUCACCUACACGAACACGGUCGGGGCGGCGCUAUGGGCUGCGGAUAUCGAGGCGCUCAAUACCUCCAUGACACAUGACACGGCGCCGAACCUGCGGGCGGCUGCGAAAAAGCUUGACUGA
Messenger RNA from Drechmeria coniospora, 960 nucleotides. RefSeq lists its product as uncharacterized. Gene Ontology annotation, cellular component: prospore membrane; ascospore wall; lipid droplet. Bases 1 to 960 code for a protein of 319 amino acids. The transcript has 7 exons. The record is from RefSeq and is a predicted model, not a curated record. Lineage: Eukaryota; Fungi; Ascomycota; Sordariomycetes; Hypocreales; Ophiocordycipitaceae.